CGGCGGCGGCGGCGGCGGCGGCAGCUGGCACUGCGGCGCCGAGGCGCGGCGGCAGGACGGGGACCCAGCAAGCGGCAGCCAGGUCUUGACUCCACUAACCGGAACUCCUCGUGUGACUUUGAGCUUGGACCUCGGCGCACAAGCAAAUGUAGCUCAGCAACUUGUAACGGAAAGCAUAUGGACAGGUCCACGCGACAUCAUUUAGGUGCUACGAGAUGCCGUUUGUGGAUCUCGUCUCCGUCUGAGAAUCGGGUGCUCCAGGCACCGAAGAGCCGACUCUGAUCCUGGGCUCCUUGCUUGAAUAAGCCUUCACUUCCAGCCGCUCCAGUCCAACGGCUGUGCAGACUGCUUGUUUUGCCUUGAUGAUGGGCAUUGGUAAGAACACCACGUCCAAGUCAAUGGAGGCUGGAAGUUCAACAGAAGGCAAAUACGAAGAUGAAGCGAAGCACCCCACUUUCUUUACUCUUCCGGUGGUGAUAAAUGGAGGUGCCACGUCCAGUGGUGAGCAGGACAAUGAAGACACUGAGCUCAUGGCGAUCUACACCACGGAAAAUGGCAUUGCAGAAAAGAGCUCCCUCGCGGAGACCCUGGAUAGCACUGGCAGUCUGGACCCCCAGAGAUCAGACAUGAUUUACACCAUAGAAGAUGUUCCUCCCUGGUACCUCUGUAUAUUUCUGGGGUUGCAGCACUACCUGACGUGCUUCAGCGGCACGAUCGCGGUGCCCUUCCUGCUGGCCGACGCCAUGUGUGUGGGGUACGACCAGUGGGCCACCAGCCAGCUCAUCGGGACCAUUUUCUUCUGCGUGGGGAUCACAACUUUGCUGCAGACGACGUUUGGAUGCAGGUUACCCCUGUUUCAGGCCAGUGCUUUUGCAUUUUUGGCCCCUGCUCGAGCCAUCCUGUCUUUAGAUAAAUGGAAAUGUAACACCACAGAUGUUUCAGUUGCCAAUGGAACAGCCGAACUGUUGCACACAGAACACAUCUGGUACCCCCGGAUCCGAGAGAUCCAGGGGGCCAUCAUCAUGUCCUCACUGAUAGAAGUGGUCAUCGGCCUCCUAGGCCUGCCUGGGGCUCUGCUGAAAUACAUCGGGCCCCUGACUAUCACGCCCACGGUGGCCCUCAUUGGCCUCUCUGGUUUCCAGGCAGCAGGAGAGAGGGCUGGCAAGCACUGGGGCAUCGCCAUGCUGACAAUUUUCCUAGUAUUACUGUUUUCUCAGUAUGCCAGAAAUGUUAAAUUUCCUCUCCCAAUUUAUAAAUCCAAGAAAGGGUGGACUGCAUACAAGUUACAGCUUUUCAAAAUGUUCCCUAUAAUCCUGGCCAUCCUGGUGUCCUGGCUGCUCUGCUUCAUCUUCACGGUGACAGACGUCUUCCCUCCCGACAGCGCAAAGUACGGCUUCUACGCUCGCACGGAUGCCAGGCAGGGCGUGCUUCUGGUGGCCCCGUGGUUCAAGGUUCCUUACCCUUUUCAGUGGGGACUGCCCACCGUGUCCGCGGCCGGCGUCAUCGGCAUGCUCAGCGCCGUGGUGGCCAGCAUCAUCGAGUCUAUUGGUGACUACUACGCCUGUGCGAGGCUGUCCUGUGCCCCUCCGCCUCCCAUCCACGCCAUCAACAGGGGGAUUUUCGUGGAGGGUCUCUCCUGUGUUCUCGAUGGCAUAUUUGGUACCGGGAAUGGCUCUACAUCAUCCAGUCCCAACAUUGGCGUUUUGGGAAUUACAAAGGUCGGCAGCCGCCGCGUGAUACAGUGCGGAGCAGCCCUCAUGCUUGCCCUGGGCAUGAUCGGCAAGUUCAGCGCCCUCUUUGCGUCUCUUCCGGAUCCUGUGCUCGGAGCCCUCUUCUGCACACUCUUCGGAAUGAUCACAGCUGUUGGCCUCUCUAACCUGCAGUUCAUUGAUUUAAAUUCUUCCCGGAACCUCUUCGUGCUCGGAUUUUCAAUCUUCUUUGGGCUCGUCCUUCCGAGUUACCUCAGACAGAACCCUCUUGUCACAGGGAUAACAGGAAUCGAUCAAGUAUUAAACGUCCUUCUCACAACUGCUAUGUUUGUGGGAGGCUGUGUGGCUUUUAUUUUGGAUAACACCAUCCCAGGUACCCCAGAGGAAAGAGGAAUUAGGAAGUGGAAGAAGGGCGUGGGCAAAGGGAACAAGUCACUGGAUGGCAUGGAAUCCUACAAUUUGCCGUUUGGCAUGAACAUUAUUAAGAAAUACAGAUGCUUCAGCUACUUGCCCAUCAGCCCCACCUUUGUGGGCUACACGUGGAAAGGGCUCAGGAAGAGCGACAGCAGCCGGGGCUCGGAUGAGGACUCGCAGGCUGCGGUAUAGCCCCAGCCGCGCCAGCCGCGGGGAGGCGCGUGCCCGUAGUUCCUGCUGGGUAACGAGAAGUGAAAUAUAUGUUUGUAUAUCUACAUUUACAUCCUUCACCCCAGAGCUAAGACAGAUUGCAAGUAGCUUUUCCGUUGUGGGUGGUGAUCGUGUCUAAUACGUGUCUCGCCUAUCUCCUUAUUUAAGCCCUUGACCCCUUGCCCUUUGAGAGUGUCCAUUGCUGGCCGUGGUCACUGAACUUGAAGUUCCAGCCCCCCCGUGGGAGUGGGUGUUUGAAAUCCGCAGUGAAUCCUUGUUUUCAGUCCCCUUCUGCCACCCCAUGCUGGCUUUCCUACAGGUUGCCUCUGGGAUCUCCGGGCCUUUUUGUCUCGGGAGCCCCUGGACCCACUUCCCGUUUGUUUGACCUCAGCCUGCACCUGCAGAGACCCCCUCUGACCAAGGGGCACCAGUGUCCUCGCAGUGUCAUGCCUGGCUCAUGUGAUUCUGCUGUCCCUGGUAACUCCUGUAGGAGGAGGCUGUUAUCCUGAGUGGAGACGGUGCUGUCGCUGCUCUGCGCCCAGGCCUGGGUGUGGGUCAGGUCUGUACAGAUGCUGUCGAGUGAAAAUCUAUUCCGGGGAUUGGAGCAGAAGGGAGAGGACCCUGAAGCCAAUGUCUGAUUCUCCACUGCUCCUUCUCCCACCGUCCUGGCCCCAGUUGGCCUCUAUUUACUUGUGGCCGAGACACUCUACCUGGCAUAUAUCACUCCUGGCUGGUGUGACAGGUAUAGAGUGCCACGCGAGGGCACCAAUCAGACAAGUUCACGGGAGUCUUGGCUCUGCCGUCAUGUGAUGCUGUUGUCGUGCGCGUCCAUAAGUUCAAGGUUUUAUUCCUAUUUAAUGUUACUGACUAUAGCAGAUUUUUGAAAUCAGUGUUUUUCCAUGUGACCCUCUUUCCUGGCACCCCUAUGACCUGUGUCCCCCACCCCCCCUGACUAAGAAGAGAACCAGCAUUUGUAAAGCUGUGGACACCGUCAAGGAAGCUUGUUGUAACGGCUUUUGGAGGCCAGUAACCAUUGUUGUGGUUGUGUUUUGUAUUGCUUGAUACCAUGAAAGUGUAAAUACUGUAAUGCCUAAUCUAUUUAUCAAAACUGACUACUGGACCAGAGCCCAGAAACGGUGG
This is a messenger RNA of Lemur catta (Ring-tailed lemur), 3473 nucleotides long. It is a transcript of the gene SLC23A2, whose product is annotated as solute carrier family 23 member 2. Gene Ontology annotation, molecular function: transmembrane transporter activity. Lineage: Eukaryota; Metazoa; Chordata; Mammalia; Primates; Lemuridae. The record is from RefSeq and is a predicted model, not a curated record. The transcript has 17 exons. Bases 363 to 2315 code for a protein of 650 amino acids. Gene Ontology annotation, biological process: L-ascorbic acid metabolic process; transmembrane transport. Gene Ontology annotation, cellular component: membrane.